GUUGUAUAGGUUACAACAGGCUACAAGUGUUGCCAAUAUUGUGUGGGUCAGCCCUUAACAGCCAAUGGAAACCAAAAGAACAUGAGAUUUCCAUUCAACAGUAAUGCAAUUCUUCAACAUGGCAUUAGAAUACACUAGAUCCUGGUUAGUUUGUCUGGCCUUUUUAUUAAGCUACAGCUGCACCGUAGAAUCUAAGCAGAGAAACGUGCUACUCAUCAUAGCUGACGAUGCUGGCUUCGAGACAGAGGUUUAUAACAACACAGUGGUUCGCACACCUCAUCUCCGCGCUCUGUCGCAGCGCAGCUUAAUAUUGCAGAACGCAUUCACAUCGGUCAGCAGCUGCUCCCCAAGCCGAUCCACCAUCCUCACAGGGCUCCCACAGACUGUUUAUAGAUACUGCUACCCAAACCAGCUACCCAAAGGCUCAUCAGCUAUGGGGGAGAGUUCCUGAAAGUGAAGGGGCACCUGCCAUCUGAAGUAGACCAAAUUUCCCUCACGGGAUCAAAAGAGUAUAUAUACUUAUACUUAUAUACUCUUGCGUCAAGCCGGACCCGGCGAAGGUGAAGGCGAUACGGGAAAUGUAGCCACCCACAAGCAGAGGGGAGUUGGAAACAGUCCUUGGGAUAAUCAAUUAUUUGGCCAGGUUCCACAUCUCUCCGAGCAUCAAAAUGGCAUGUAUGGUCUACAUCAGGGUUACCAUCAUUUCAACUCAUUUGAUGGUGUCCAAAGUCUCCCUCUGCUCCUGCAACAAGCCAACAUCCGCACAGGUAUUAUAGGGAAGAAACAUGUUGGUCCUGGGUUGGUUUACCCAUUUGACUUUUCCUACACUGAGGAGAACAGUUCUGUGCUUCAGGUGGGAAGGAACAUCACAAAAAUCAAACUUCUGGUACAUAAAUUUUUGUGGAGCCACAAAGAAGAGGAGCGUCCAUUUUUCCUUUAUGUGGCAUUCCAUGACCCACACCGUUGUGGUCAUUCACAACCACAAUAUGGUACCUUCUGUGAAAAGUUUGGGAAUGGUGACAGUGGAAUGGGACGUAUUCCAGACUGGGAGCCUAAGCACUACAGCCCAGAUCAGGUUAAGGUGCCUGAUUUCAUCCCUGACACCCCAGCUGCAAGAGCAGACCUGGCUGCCCAGUAUACCACUAUUAGCAGACUGGACCAGGGAAUUGGGCUGGUUCUGAAGGAGUUGCGGGAGGCCGGGUUUGAGGAAAACACCCUUGUCAUUUACAGCUCUGACAAUGGGAUCCCAUUCCCUAAUGGGAGAACAAACAUGUACAUGUCUGGAGUGGCCGAGCCCAUGCUUGUGUCAUCACCAGAGCACAGGCAGCGCUGGGGGGAGGUCAGUGAGGCCUACGUAAGCCUCCUGGAUGUCACCCCUACUAUCUUGGAUUGGUUCUCUAUUCCCUAUCCCCUCUAUAGCCUCACUGGGGGACCACUAGUCCAGUUAACAGGCCGGUCUUUGCUCCCUGCCCUAAGUACUGAACCAACAUGGUCUACUGUGUUCUUCAGCCAGAGCCUGCACGAGGCCACCAUGUAUUACCCCAUGAGAUCUGUAUACCAGGGGCCCUUCCACCUAAUUCACAACCUCAACUAUCGGAUGCCCUUUCCCAUUGACCAGGACUUAUAUGUGUCACCCACUUUUCUGGACCUGUUGAACCACACCCAGGCAGGGCAACCAACAGGUUGGUUCAAGACAUUAAGGGAUUAUUAUUACCGUGAGCGCUGGGAACUGUAUGACACACAAUCUGAUCCAACAGAGACCAAGAACCUUGCAUCAGACCCCAAUCACCUCAAUGUUCUAGAGACACUGAAAGCCCAGCUGCUGAAGUGGCAAUGGGCAACGUCAGACCCAUGGGUGUGUAGCCCAGAUGCAGUGCUGGAGGCCAAAAUGGAGCCACAAUGUAGGACACUAUGCAAUGGGCUGUGAGACCUUAAGUACCCACAAGGUUAUGAAAAAAAGGACAUUUUUAAUGUUAUUUUUGAAUAAUCAGUGUUUGACGAAUAAUUAAUCUACACAGCCUACAGUUGCAUUAGACAUAUUUUAUUAUAACAAAGGAAUUAACUGACACACAGGUAGACUUGACACACAGGUAGACCUGUGUAUUUAAUUACAGAUAAAUGUAAUGACGGUCUUUUUUUCUUACCAAACAAGAUGUGGCCUUAUUAUUAUCUGCUUAGUUAGCCUAUAGCCUAGAUGUUGCUUAUGUGGAUGUGUUUUGGUAAAUUGAUUGAACCUGUACAAUCUGCCUGAAACACUUUGUUAGUGUUUUCUUUACUGUUAUAAGAGCUGAUCAUUGAAUGAAUCGGCUAUGCAGCUUUCAAUAAGAAUUCAUAUUAUUUGCGUUUUGACAGCCUAUAGGCUGUUUCUUAACAAUAAAAGUUUCUCACA
Molecule: messenger RNA, 2389 nt
Organism: Alosa alosa (allis shad)
Lineage: Eukaryota; Metazoa; Chordata; Actinopteri; Clupeiformes; Clupeidae
Gene: sgsh
Product: N-sulfoglucosamine sulfohydrolase (sulfamidase)
Exons: 9
Coding region: 674-1927 (417 amino acids)
Biological process (GO): heparan sulfate proteoglycan catabolic process; glycosaminoglycan catabolic process
Molecular function (GO): N-sulfoglucosamine sulfohydrolase activity
Source: RefSeq, a predicted model, not a curated record